Messenger RNA from Megalobrama amblycephala (Wuchang bream), 5058 nucleotides. Its product is annotated as zinc finger MYM-type protein 4-like. Gene Ontology annotation, molecular function: zinc ion binding. Lineage: Eukaryota; Metazoa; Chordata; Actinopteri; Cypriniformes; Xenocyprididae. The record is from RefSeq and is a predicted model, not a curated record.
AUUAUUUUUUUUUUUUUUUUUUUAAAUGGUGCGUAAGUGUGCAUGUCGCGGAUGUCCUAAUCGUCAAAAACAACCACGGCGACGUAAAAGUGCAUUACCAACGCCGACAGAUAAAAGGAUUCACUUUUACUCUUUCCCGGUAAACGAUCCAGAGCGACUAAAGCGAUGGCUGCUACGUGUUCAGCGAGAUAUUGAUUUACCUCUUCAACUCGCCCGUCUACUGACAUUGUGCAGUGAGCAUUUUUCACCAGACGACUUCAGACCGGGUCCGGGAAAGAUACGUCCAAAACUGAAAAUAACAGCUGUGCCCAGCUUGCGUUUACCACACACAAAGGAGACUGCGAGUGAUCCAGAUGCCCUGUCAGCAGAUGACUGUGGAGAUAUAGAGGAAGAUGACGAUGAUGAUGAUGAUGACGAUGUGUAUUUUGCGGAUGAUUUUGAGUCAACUUCAGGAAAGCAAAAGAACCACAGAACCUGCCCUGUACAACGUGGGCAACAGUCAAAACUCAUUUUAACCGUUUCAAAUCAGUCUACGUCUACAUCUACAUCUCCAUCUCAAUCUCCAUCUCCAUCUCCAUCUAUUUUUGGGACAUACUAUGCUCUUCCCCCCACAUGGUACUACCAAAUGGAUGAUCCUGCAAAGAUUGGACUGCCAAUGGAAGGAAGUUCUGAUGUAAACGUCAGCAUGGAUUCUGCUGCUACUUCAGAAGGAGCACAGUCUACAGUUUCACAGCUGGGUUCUACGUCUGCAGCAGGUGUUUUUAUGGCCAGUGAGGAUUUCACAGGACAUCCGGACACGUACCAGGGAAGUGGAGCAGAAAAGGACAAUACACUAGACCAGGACAGAGAAUUAAACAAGAGUGUACUGGGACACUAUGAGCAUAAGAAGGAAGCCACUGAAUCAGAGGAGAACAAGGACAGAGAUAUCAACGCAGAGGACACAGCACAGUGUUCGGAAGAGCUUGUGAUCACUAAAGUUGAGGACACGAAUGAUAUGGCAGUGGACCAGAAUGAGGAUUAUAAUGGGAAUAUGGGAGUGAAUGGACCAGCAGAUUUGGAAGCAAAGAAAGCCAAAGACGUAAAAGCCAAGACGAAGGAAUCUGCUACAUUAACGCAAACACAGGCUGUUGACCAAAAAAAAUAAGCGUCCUCUGUCAUUUUACCUUUGAAGAUCAAGGAUGAACCAAUGGAUGAAGAGUGGAAAAAAGCACCGCAGUCCCCACUGAGAAACAUUAAGGAUGAUGAGGAUUUUGACCAAACGCCUGAUGAUGUCAAGAUUCGAGCUGCAUUGUCUGUUGGAGUAAAUGCUUCCACUGCAUCCAUCGGAGCUCCAGUAGGCUUCCCAGCAAAGGCACCAUCAAUCCCAGCUGAAUCUGUUCAACCUUUUAAUCGACUUGGUGUGCUGUGCACAACCUGUAAUAAGGUUAUGCUGAAGGGACAGACUGCAUUCCAGCGCAGUGGCUCUUCUAAACUCUACUGCUCUCCUGCAUGUCUCUGCAGCAGCAAGACGAAAACAUGUCACUGCUGCCAUAAAGAGAUUCGUGACCAUAACGCCAUAAUUGGCCCGGUGGACAUGUUAGGGACUGUGAAGGACUUCUGCAGUCAGAAAUGCUUCAGUGCUUUAAACUUCAAGUGCAGUAUGUGUCAGAAGACUGGAGUGACUCGUCACGAAGUGAACUUCAUGGGCUCCGUCCAUAAGCUGUGCAGCGACAGCUGCUUCAACCAGUUUCGCUCCUCCAAUAAGCUGAACAUGAGCAGCUGUGUGAACUGUGGUGGAUACUGCUAUGGCACUGACAGUCAGUGUCCAUCUCUGCGAAUGGAGGACAGAGUUAUGCAGUUCUGCAAACAAAACUGCCUCACAGCCUUUAAACAGAAGAGCCUGAAACUUGUCAGCUGCAAAACGUGUCAUACCCUGCGCCCGGCUGCAGAUGCGGUGGACAGUCCCAACUCAGAGGGCAUCAGGGAGCUUUUCUGCUCCACUUCCUGUGUCACAGCGAGUAAAGGCCAGACCAGUUCGUCAGGUAUUCCUGUGGAAUGCAACAACUGCAAGCUGAAACUAGUGCCUCAAUACCACAUAGCCAUGUUUGAUGGAUCCGUUAAGAACUUCUGCUCCUUUUCCUGUGUACUAGCAUAUAAGGAGUCCUUCAGUAAGACACAACCUAACAACCAGGUGAAUAUGGUAACAUCUACAAGCAACAACACAUCUACCCCAAAACCUGCUGCUACCAAACCUGCUUCAACAGAGUCCAGCUCGUCAACAAAGACUAGCGCUCCCAGUGAUCAGGGCCAAACAGUCACCAAGAUCCCCUGCUCUCAGUGUCUGAACUCAUUCUUCCACAAACCAGAGCUGCUGGAGUUCAAGAGGAAAAUGUAUGCUUUCUGCGAUAAUGAUUGUAUUGAUGAGUUCAGAAGGAUCAACAACGCGGUGGCUCGCUGUGAAUACUGCAAGCUCAAUAAAACUGUGAAAAUAGUGAGAAGGAUAAACAAGUUUGACCGUUCUUUCUGCAAUGAGAGAUGCAAGUCACUCUUUGAGCAUGACCUGGUCAAGCGGUGGGGAAAGAAACACUGUCGCAACUGCUUCUAUUGUGACAGCACCUCAAAGACUGUAGUGACUGAGGUCUUUGAUGGCAAGCAAGAGGAGUUCUGUGGGAACGAUUGCUUGUUAAAACAUCGUUCAUUAAUCCGCCAGGAAAUAAAGUGCUCCAUGUGCAGGCAGGCCAAGAAAAUGACAGAGACAGUGAACUGGCUGGGUGAGAUGAAGCAUUUCUGCAGCCUGCGGUGCCUGAUGUUCUUUUGCAGUCUGCAGGGCGUCACUGGAGCUAUCAUCAAAGCUACAAGCAAAUCUGUAGCCACACAGAGUGCAACUUCAGCAUCCUCUGCAGUCCCUCAAAGUGCUAAAGAGGGCACACCGGUCAUUGCCAAUGUCGUUUCACUUUCAAGUGCAUCUAACAAACAGCCAGGUGUUCGCAGAAACACAGAUCCGAAAGGCUCUGUUCCAGCUCCUGUUAUUGUAAAAGUUAUAGAACAUAAACGUGCUCCGAAAGCUCCUGUCUCAACAUCCCAAAUCAUGAAGAACAAGGACAUAACAUAUAAACCCAUAAGCAAAAACAAAGCCACAUCCUGUAAACCCCACACUGCUGAUGCUGAGACACAAAUAGAUGAAACGCCUAAAGUGAUAGUGCUGCCUGUGCCGGUGCCAGUCUAUGUGCCAGUUCCCAUGCAUCUCUACAGCCAAUAUGUUCCACAGUCUGUAGGGAUUCCACUUCCGGUUCCAGUGCCGUUGUUCUUCCCCACAACUCUGGACAGCGCUGAGCACAUCGUGAAGACCAUUCAGGAAAUCAAAGAGAAGAUCCCUGAUGACCCUCUGGAGGCUGACCUCCUUAUGAUGGCAGAGAUGGUGGCUGAGGAUACAGAAAGGGAGAAACACACCACAUCUAGUGAUCAGACUGGUAACAUUAUGGAGGACCUUGAUUUUGAAGCCCUAUCGAGCAAUCUGAGUUGGGAGGAGGACUCUGUGUCUUCUGCUCAGACAUGGGAUCAACCCCCAGAGCCUGAAAGGCCUCCUCCGUCCAGUUCUGCCACACAAACCCCCGUCUCUACUGCAGCAGAAGAGCCACAGAUGGACCUGGAGGCUGAUUUCCCAGUUGAAAGCAUUGAAUUUCUCAGAGAGCAAACACAAAAAGACACUGAUUCUGGCAAACGAAGAUCUCGCAAGAGAGGAAACAACAGCUUCCCUCAGAAGAAAAGGGGUCAUAAAUGUGCAUCAGCGCUGCCAAACAGCCUCUCCAAACUGCAACACGAGUACGGCGUCAAUGCCUGGAAGGACUGGGUGCGCUGGAGGAACGCCCAACCCAACAUGGAUGCUCCCAAAUUUGGCUCACAUACUAUGACACUAAAGGAGGACCUGUUGAAGUGUUGCACGGCUGAACUCAGCUACGGCCUCUGUAAGUUCAUCUCUGAAGUUCGUCGACCCAGCGGAGAGAAGUACAGCCCUGACAGCAUCUUUUACCUCUGCUUGGGCAUCCAGCAGUACCUGUUUGAGAACAAUCGUAUGGAGAACAUCUUCUCUGAUGUCUUCUACACUAAAUUCUGCCAUGAAAUGAGCUGUGUACUCAAAGGAUGGAAGCCAACUAUUUUGCCCAGUGGUUAUGUUCAUUCUCGUGUGGAGGAGGAGUAUCUGUGGGACUGUAAGCAGCUGGGAGCGUUUUCACCCGGUGUGCUGCUCAACACGUUGCUCUAUUUCUUCACCAAGUGCUUCAACUACAAGACUGUGGAGCAACACCGUUGCCUCUCUUUUGCAAAUGUCAAACGCUACUCUCGGGGUCCAGCUAACUGCAAAGUAUCCUACCUGCGUUUCUACCCCCCAAAAGAGGACACAAGCAUGGAUGGUGUCCCUGUAAAGAGGAGGAAGAAGGAAGAUGAACGGCAAUUGAUGUUAAAGAUACGGCAGAAUUCAGACAAUCCUCUCCGCUGUCCUGUCAAGCUAUACGAGUUCUAUCUCUCAAAAUGCUCACCAGGAGUAAGACAACAAGCGAACCAAUUCUACCUGAGCCCCGAGCGUUCCUGCGUACCCAGCAGUCCUACGUGGUUUACAACCACCUCGCUGAGCGACGAGGCUCUGGACAGCAUGCUCGCACGCAUCCUUACUGUCAGAGAGCUGCACCUGGAGACGGACAAAACAUCCAACGAGACCGAUUCAGACAGCGACUCGGACUUCAGACAUUUUUAAAACCGCAAAACUGAGAACCUGUACACAUCCUCUGGGAUAUUGACUGUACUUCUGAAUGUUGGAAAGCAAGCAGUUUGUCAUUGUUAACUACAAGAAUAUUGUAAAUGGAAAACACGCAGUUAAACACCAGUGGGAUUGUUGAGAGUCGCUGCGUUUGUAUUAUAUUUCAACACUAAAGACAUUGACAGCAUCAUUCCAAACUGAUUUUGAAGUUGUUGUUCUUCAUUGUAAACCAUGUUGGUCCAUAUAGAUUGCAAUGUUCCUGAAAUUGAGGAAAACUCUGGAUUUUUUUUUUUUUUUUAAUAGAUUAAAAAAAAAAGACUGUGAAA